Molecule: messenger RNA, 5249 nt
Organism: Syngnathoides biaculeatus (alligator pipefish)
Lineage: Eukaryota; Metazoa; Chordata; Actinopteri; Syngnathiformes; Syngnathidae
Product: SEC14-like protein 1
Exons: 16
Coding region: 550-2736 (728 amino acids)
Biological process (GO): negative regulation of RIG-I signaling pathway
Cellular component (GO): cytoplasm; cytosol
Molecular function (GO): RIG-I binding
Source: RefSeq, a predicted model, not a curated record
AGACGGGGGGCACGAUUGUGGUGGAGUGGCCAAACUGUGAUUGAUUUAUUCAUGUAUUUACUGUACUGUACUUAUUUUUGGACCGGCUUAACCUGUAUACGUCAGUGGGCGGGUUGAUGACGUUUUGCGUAAUAAGUCUGAGACUGUCGAAGGAGGAGGAGGUGACCGGAGCUGGAAGACGGAUGUGGUCCUCCUCCCCGGUAGUCACUUUUCAUCCACCACAGCAGGAUUGAACCGAACUUGGUGUGCGCUGUCUUGGUUGUGAGAGGUAGAGCCGUCCGCCGCCUGGAGAGACCGAAUAAGACUCAACCCGGUGGCGACAUUCAGCGGCUCCAUGGCUCGCUAGCACAGCCAGGCUAACUAGCGUUAGCUUGCGCUUCUGCUCCGGCUCAUCGCCGGCACCCCCCCCGGCGGUCCAAGCGGACAGUCGACAAUGGCCACCUCACGCGGAUAGCCCAAGAAACUACAGUAUCAGCAUUACGCGCAACCCCUUUCCAUCAUAAACAGCUUCUUGAAUAACUGGUUGUUGGUGUUACUGCAGUUCCAAACAUGGUGCAGAAGUACCAGUCGCCCGUAAGGGUAUACAAGUAUCCCUUUGAGCUGGUGAUGGCAGCCUAUGAGCGCCGGUUCCCAACAUGUCACCUUAUCCCCAUGUUUGUGGCAAGUGAUGUGGUCGAUGAAGAGACAAAUGAGGACAGAUCCACUCAUAGGAUUGAGAGACGCUGUGCGCUGGAUGUGGACGCUCCACGCCUUCUCAAACGGAUUGCUGGUGUGGACUAUGUCUACUUUAUCCAGAAAAACACACUCAACCGAAAGGAGCGGACACUUCACAUCGAAUCUCAUAAUGAGACGUUCUCCAACAGAGUCAUCAUCCAUGAAAUCUGCUGCUACUCUGUCCAUCCUGAAAAUGAAGACUGGACAUGUUUUGAGCAGUCAGCAAGUCUGGACAUCAAGUCUUUCUUUGGCUUUGAGAGCACAGUGGAAAAGAUAGCAAUGAAGCAAUAUGCAAGCAGCAUCAAAAAGGGAAAAGAAAUAAUAGAGUACUACCUAAAGGAGCUAGAAGAUGAGGGGAUCACUCGUGUGCCACGAUGGAGUCCAGCUUCAAUUCCCCUGCCUCCCACUAGACCAACCAGCCUCUUUACCAGCCCACCUGCUGACCCCAAAGUCCCCGUCACACCCGCCAUUCCCAUCCCGCAGACUGUCGAUGCCCCAGAGAGCACUUCUCAGGAUGCUAAGCAGGAUAGCGCUGCCCUUCAGGCAGAGAGUUUAAUUGAAAUUCUGGCUGGCACACCCGAAGAUAAACUGGAUGCUGACUAUAUCAAACGUUACCUUGGUGAUCUUACACCCCUACAGGAGAGCUGUCUCAUCAGACUUCGUAAAUGGCUACAGGAGACCCACAAGGGAAAGAUUCCCAAGGAUGAACACAUCCUGCGAUUCUUGCGGGCAAGGGAUUUCAACAUGGACAAAGCCCGCGAAAUUCUAUGCCAGUCACUGACCUGGCGGAAGCAGCACCAAGUAGACUAUCUUCUCGAGACAUGGAGUUCACCCCAAGUUCUCCAGGAUUAUUACACAGGAGGCUGGCACCACCAUGACCGAGAUGGUCGGCCUUUGUACGUCCUGAGACUUGGCCAGAUGGACACUAAAGGACUGGUCCGAGCUCUUGGAGAGGAAUCUCUGCUUAGACAUGUGCUCUCUAUCAACGAGGAAGGUCUGAGACGCUGCGAAGAGAACACAAAGGUGUUUGGUCGUCCCAUCAGUUGCUGGACAUGUCUAGUGGAUCUGGAGGGUCUGAACAUGCGUCACCUGUGGCGACCAGGAGUCAAGGCUCUGCUGAGGAUUAUCGAAGUGGUGGAGGCCAACUAUCCAGAGACGCUGGGACGGCUGCUUAUCUUGAGAGCCCCCAGGGUCUUCCCAGUCCUUUGGACGCUGGUGAGUCCGUUCAUUGACGAAAACACCCGCAAGAAGUUCCUAAUCUAUGCAGGAAAUGACUACCAGGGCCCCGGCGGACUGGUGGACUACAUAGACAAAGAGAUUAUCCCCGACUUCCUGGGCGGCGAGUGUAUGUGUGAGGUACCCGAGGGAGGCUUGGUCCCAAAGUCAAUGUACCGUACUGCAGAGGAGCUUGAGAAUGAAGAUGUUCGUCUGUGGACCGAGACCAUCUACCAAAGUGCCAGCAUCUUCAAAGGCGCUCCACAUGAGCUUCUGAUUGAGAUUAUUGACGCCUCCUCAGUCAUCACCUGGGACUUUGAUGUGUGUAAAGGUGAUGUGGUUUUCAACAUCUACCACUCCAAGCGUGCUCCACAGCCACCGCGUAAAGACCCACUCGGAGCUCAUGGGAUCACCUCCCCAGGAGGCAACAACGUGCAGCUUAUUGACAAGUCAUGGACGCUGGGGCAAGAUUACAGCAUGGUAGAAUCCCCUCUAACCUGUAAAGAGGGAGAAAGUGUGCAGGGCUCCCACAUUACACGCUGGCCAGGUUUCUACAUCCUCCAGUGGAAGUUCCACAAUAUGCCGGCAUGCUCGGCCACUAAUCUGCCUCGAGUCGAUGAUGUGCUGGCAACCCUGCAGGUCUCCUCGCACAAGUGUAAAGUCAUGUACUACACUGAGGUGUUGGGCUCUGAGGACUUCAGGGGUUCGAUGACGAGCUUGGAGUCGAGCCACAGCGGUUUCUCUCAGCUCAGCGCUGCCACCACUUCGUCCAACCAAUCCCAGUCCAGCUCAAUGAUCUCCAGGUAGACGGAGCAGUCUCCUACAUAGUGAUAAUCCCCUUUAUUCAGACUUGUGCACCUUUUCAACUUUGGAUGCUGACCAGCAGACAACAAAUCAUGAGUCAAAAAGAAAAAAAGAGACUGUUUGAACUCCUUUUAAAGGGCUGUGUCUGUGUGUGUGUGUGUGUGGUUUUUUUUUGUUUUUGUUUUUUGGGUUUGGUAUUUUUUUUCUCGCACAAAAGUCAGAUUCCAGUGCUUGGUGUCUAUAGUGGGCAACAGAUUAGUAAGCAUUUGGAAUUUUCGUUUUAACACGGCCCAUUUAGAGUGAAAAUGCUGAACUGCAGCGUCUUUGGAGGUUUAAAGAAGCAAUAUUUUCACCCCAGGAGUGGCAGGUCUGAAUGGGGGAAGACAACGGAGGCGCUGUUAUAUAUGGUGUAUACAUUUACUUUUACACUCCAGAAUCCUGCAGGCAAUAAUCAGAUGAGGCAUUCCUCUGGACCACUGUGGCAGAUUGGACGUUCUGUUACACAUAAACAUGCAGCACACAGAUGUUUGACAUUGAAAAAUGUUGUUCUUGCUAUAUUAACAGAUUUUUUUUUUCCACUGUGGAGAAUUGGUGGAAAAUCCAACACCUGUUGCUGCAAAUGACAUUGUUUAUUUAGGAACUGAUCCUCAUAAUGUUACAGAUCAGAGCCCACAAAUCCUACGUGUAUAUUUGUCUGGGCUUAUUGCACUCAUAAAAAAAAAAAAAAAAAAAACAGUUUACUCUGACCUGAGUCAUAUAUCACACGUUUAAAACAAAACACAAAGCUCCUGAGUUGGUGGGGCAUGUUAAAUCAUGCGAUUAGAAAUUGACUUUUUGAAUUGUCUGGUUAGUGUCCAGAUGUUCUCCCAUCAUCCUGACAGCCCAACCAUCACUUGAGGGCUCUUAUCAUGCCAUGAACAGCAUACUUGACCAGCAUCUCACUUUUUAGUGCUUGAAGCAAUAAAAUGGGUUUCUACUGUGUGAAAUAUUUGUAUUUAUCAUUGAGAUGUCUAAUGUAGAUGAUGGCGACGAUGAGGGCGGAUCGCGGGUGACCUUUACGUGAUGUACAGGCGGGCACAAAGGCAAACUGAGCCACUAAAGCAGCAAAGAGCAUUGUUGUGUACGUGCGUCGUGCGUGUUUGCAAGCAGCAAAGAUGUGCGUUUGCGUAUUUUGUCGUGAAUAAAAAGUUAAAACAACCCUUUUUUUCUCACUAAGGGCACAGCAAGUACGCUUUCCAUUUUUUUCGUUUGUUUGUAAAUGUGCCCAUGAUCGACAAAUGAAAUUUGCCAAUUUGCUUGAAUUGUUUAAGGUCAUCACGUCAUCCGACAGAACUUCCAUCAGCGGAUUUUUCGUUUGCGUAAUGAUAUAGUUUGUGUGCAUUAGGAGUAAUAUCUUUAUUAUGAUACGUAUCAUUUGACAGUGUUUUUGUCGGAAAAAAGAUUGCGCUACUGUACAUGUUUGAGGAGUGCUACUGUUUUUGAGAUACUUGAUGAAGCCGAAACGGUGGCGUGCUACAGCAUGCGCGUUACACAUGAUGGUGACUGGGUUUACUAAUCGUGUAUUUGUAAUUUAAUAGCCAUUUUAAGAGCCAUUUGUCAAAAAAAAACAAAACACCAUUUUAGCCUUUGUAAGACUCUCUUAGGAAACAGCUGCUCCUUUCAAGGUGUUUUCAUGCAUAAUUGUUGUCCCAAAACAUUUCCAUGUAACAGUUUUACUUGUGCAUUAGAGGCGUUGAUGAUGUGACUGUAAAUUGCUAAGUCAUCAAUUGCUCUCGCUAUGGACACUGAGAAUAACUCCUAAGGAUACUCAUGUUAUUUUAGAUACGUGAAACUGUUUGGAACUCCAAAUGAAAGGUCAAUAUUUUUUUUUUUGUGUGGACUAUUUGCAAUAACAUGAAAUGUUUUACCUCCUUAGAAUGAGGGCUAUUGUGUGGAUGUACAAGAAUGAAUGCUGGAAACGGCAGUGAAAAUAAGACAUGCCUGUAAAUUGUAUGUACUGUACACACUCCCACAGGCCCUCUUGGCCUUACUCUGUCCCCACCCCCUCCCACUCUGAAGAAUGUCUCCACCUACACAGUCAACUACCCGAUCACUUGAUAAUUUUUUCAAUCGUUUUAUCAUGUUUCUUUCAUGGGAAGUCUGAUCAUAUAUGUGGGUGUGGACCUUAGAUUUGUAAAACUGCCUCACUGAAAUUAAGAAAUGAAGCCACGGGUAAAGUGUUUUGGGGCUCAGUGUUUCAUUUCUAUUUGAAUUCAGUGUUGGACAUACCAGAGACCUUUCACAUUUUCUCUCUCCUCUGAGUUGGAUCACGUGUACAUUUUCAGAGAUCUCUUGAGGGCUAUGAAAUGUUUGUCAUUACUUUUCCAUGUGUUUGUUUGUCUGUUUCCUAUUCCGGCAAAGUUGCAUAUCUCCUGUAUCUUUGUGUGAGACAUUAUAUAAAAACAAUCUGUUUGAAUUCAUGACAACGUUGCGCCUUUACAGUUUUUUGGGGGAAAACAUUAAACUUGAAGAAUGCA